Rotaria socialis is the source of this 1068-nucleotide messenger RNA. The record is from the annotation of a GenBank genome assembly. NCBI's taxonomy places the organism in Eukaryota, Metazoa, Rotifera, Eurotatoria, Philodinida, Philodinidae.
AUGAGUAAUACAAUUCAAUAUCAUUCCUCAAGUACCGACGAUAACGAAUGUCCAUUAACAGAUACAGAAGUUUCAACUUUAUGUCAAGAAUUCACGUCAAUAGCCAACAUUGAUAUAGACUUUGCUAUGAAUCUAUUAAAAGAUAAUCAAUGGAAUCUAGAGCGUGCUGUUAGCGCCUAUUUCGAUUCAGCAACUUGCGAAUCAUUAAAUUCAUCGAACAUGUCAUCUUCUUUAUCGGUCGCUAAUCAAUAUCAAGACUCUAACAUGAAUAGCGAAUCAAUGGCAACUGGUACAAAAUAUUUUAAAUUAAUGUCAUGGAAUAUUGAUGGACUCGACGGAUAUGCUGCUGAAAUAAGAACACGUGGUGUUAUUGAUGUUAUUAAAAAAGAAGCACCAGAUGCUGUUUUUCUACAAGAAGUUGUUCCACCAGCAGUCAACGUCAUUCAAAAUUCGCUACCAGAAUAUCAAAUCUAUGCUGGGAAUACGCAAGGUUAUUUUGUAGUUAUAUUAACUCGUCGCAAUAUGUUUAGUGUACAUGGUUCCGAAGUAGUUCGGUAUCCAGGUACCAAUAUGGAUCGUAAUUUAUUGAUUGUUCACGCUAGAUACAAAAAAUCGAUUGACAUUGAUCUAAUGACAUCUCAUCAUGAAAGUUGUGCUCAAUCAGCAUCGAGUCAUCAACGCGUUGAACAAUUACUAUUAUGCUUUAAACGAAUGAAAGAUGCUCCGUUAGAUCGUGUCGUUUUAUUUGGCGGUGAUUUGAAUAUGCGAGAGAAAGAACUACAAAAGGCUGGUCACAUUCCAACUGGUAUGUGCGAUUUAUGGAUUGAAACGGGCAAACCAGAAGAAUGCGCAUAUACGUGGGAUAUGAAAAUGAAUACAAAUAAAGAUUUUUCAUCAAGUGAUUCGCCACCACGAGCGCGUUUCGAUCGUCUCUAUUUUCGACCGAGCAACAGACGUGAUAUUAAAUUUCAACCAAUUAAUUUCGAACUUAAAGGUCUAGAAAAGAUAUCAUCUGUUCAACGUUUUUGUUCUGAUCAUUGGGCUAUUCAAGCCUCAUUUGAAGUCUAA